CCUGCCUGGAAAGCGGCGACGAGCGGGCCAUCACAUUUACGGGGUCUUCGCGUAGUCCAGAGUUGCCCAUACAGACCAGGCCUCUAACCACUCCUUGGGAGCCUGCGUGCCAGCAGCCUGGAACCCAGAGCCUAUCCUGGAGCCUGCACAAUCAAUCCAGCCUGAAGCCGAUGUCUUCUAGAGAGACGGAAGUGCAAUCCAACCAGGGCGCAGCUGAAUUUUGAGAGGCCUGAAUGCCUCGGCGUCCAUCGGGACCGCUAGGACUAUUCUCUUGGCAAAUUUGUGGCCUGCCAAAACUACCAUGCUUCACAUCCCCGUUAUCCUUGGUUACCGCCCAAGAUACACAGAUCCUUAUGUCUGUAUUUCCUCCCCUCCUACAGGAGAUUGUUGAAAACUUUAAAUUUGAUUCCUGAAAGGACUCAAUGGCUUACAGAAGAGAUGAGAUGUGGUCCGAGGGACGGUAUGACUAUGAAAGGCUUCCGAGAGAACGGGGACCUCCGCGAAGUCACCCCAGUGAUGGCUGCCAUAGAGUAGUUAAUAUUGUGCCAAAGAAACCACCACUACUAGACAGACCUGGUGAAGGAAACUACAGUAGAUAUUGCAGUCAUGUUGCUUACCGAGACUAUGACGAGGGCCGCAGUUUUUCUCAUGAUCGAAGAAGUGGUCCACCUCACAGAGGAGACGAAUCUAGCUAUAAAUGGACAAGAGAUGAUCAUUCUACAAGUCGUCAGCCUGAAUACAGGGACACGAGGGAUGGCUUUAGAAGAAAAAGUUUCUACCCUUCCCCUUACGUGAGAGACCGGUCUCCUCAUAAAAGAGAAAGUUCUUUUCUCAGAGAGUCACCUGUAAGCCGAAAGGAUUCUCCACACAGCAGAUCUGGCUCCAGUGUCAGUAGUAGAAGCUACUCUCCAGAGAGAAGCAAAACUUAUUCUUUCCAUCAGUCUCAACACAGAAAGCCCGUGCGUGUUGGUGCCUCCUGCAAACGGCAGAAUGAAGGAAAGCCAGAAAGAGGUAAAGAGAGACCUGUUCAGUCUUUGAAAACAUCAAGAGACACUUCACCCUCAAGUUCUUCAGCAGUUCCUUCAUCAAAGGUGCUAGACAAACCCAGUAGGCUAACUGAAAAGGAGCUUGCUGAGGCUGCAAGCAAGUGGGCUGCGGAAAAGUUAGAGAAGGCAGAUGAAAGUAACUUACCUGAAAUUUCUGAGUAUGAGGCAGGACCCACAGCACCAUUGUUCAUUGACCAGCCAGAAGAACCUGAGUCAAAUGCAGCAGAUGGCAUAGAAUUAUUUGAAGAUAGUCAGCUGAACAGUCGCUCUAAAGCAAUAGCAUCAAAAACCAAAGAGAUUGAACAGGUUUACCGACAAGACUGUGAAACUUUCGGGAUGGUUGUGAAAAUGCUGAUUGAAAAAGAUCCUUCAUUAGAAAAGUCUAUACAGUUUGCAUUAAGACAGAAUUUACAUGAAAUAGGAGAACGGUGUGUUGAAGAACUCAAGCAUUUCAUUGCAGAGUAUGACACUUCUAAUCAAGAUUUUGGAGAGUCUUUUUAGAAGAUCACUUGCUCAGGCAAAAAAAUGUUUCUAGGUUUUUCCCCCCCCUGGAUUGUGUAAAUCCUUAAUAUAUGGAGUUUUUGUGAUGAAGAGAACUACUUUAUGAUAGUUGAUCACCUUUCCAAUAUCAAAUAAACAUCUAAAAUAGUCUAAGAUAUUUUAAUUAGAAUUUUCUUUACAUAAAGAGUCUCCUAAUCCAUACUUUUCCUCGCCCCUAAAAUGAUGGGUAAAUUGAUUUUUCAAGUCCUAGAGAACAGCUUCUGUACUUAUGUUUGUAGUAUUCCAUAAUAUGUGACCAUUUGUGUGGUCACACUAGUGUAAUUUUAGAGAUCAUUCCAGUUAAACACAGUCUUUUUGCAUUUCAUAGUCAGUGAUACCAUGUCAAAAUGUUAGAAUACUAAGUUGUGAUUUUAUUGACUUGUUUCUUAUCUUAGGCUUUGUAACUUUUAAUAUGUUUAAAUAUAAGAUUCAAAUAACCUGCAUAGUUUGGUAUCCUUUGGGAAUAUUUGCUUUGAGUAUAAUUCUCAUUGUGUUAACAUAGAGCACUUAAAUCUCUAAAAGACACCUUGCAAUAAAUUCCUGUUUUCCAAGUAAGUGAACUUAAUGUCUUCUGUUAAAAUAAUCCUGAAAUUCCUGACUGACUGAUCUGUGAAUCUUAAAUAAUAUCAUAAAAGACAAGGGGCAAUUUGAGAU
Messenger RNA from Rhinolophus ferrumequinum (greater horseshoe bat), 2240 nucleotides. RefSeq names its product periphilin 1 (gene PPHLN1). Gene Ontology annotation, cellular component: nucleoplasm. The record is from RefSeq and is a predicted model, not a curated record. NCBI's taxonomy places the organism in Eukaryota, Metazoa, Chordata, Mammalia, Chiroptera, Rhinolophidae. Bases 423 to 1547 code for a protein of 374 amino acids. Gene Ontology annotation, biological process: protein localization to heterochromatin; negative regulation of DNA-templated transcription; negative regulation of gene expression, epigenetic. The transcript has 12 exons.